Messenger RNA from Penicillium macrosclerotiorum, 1044 nucleotides. RefSeq lists its product as uncharacterized. NCBI's taxonomy places the organism in Eukaryota, Fungi, Ascomycota, Eurotiomycetes, Eurotiales, Aspergillaceae. The coding region runs from base 1 to 1044 and encodes 347 amino acids. The record is from RefSeq and is a predicted model, not a curated record. The transcript is spliced from 2 exons.
AUGUCUCCGAAGAAGCGCACAUUAUCCGCCGGGAGCCAGGUCCGUCCAACCCCGGACCCCAAAGACCCGAAGGACGCCUUGAUGGUCCUUGCGCCGACAACUCGGUUGGCGCGCAUCCCCUCUCCCGCUCGAUUCCUCCUCGUCGCUCUGGGCAGUCUGGUUGUGAGCUCGGUUCUCUUCACGCUUACGGCCAGUCUUACUCGCGGUGACCUUGGUCUGGUUAGCAAACACCUAGAGGAAUGGUGGGAAGUGGGGGGCUUGAUCGCGUGGAGGGGCGUGGAAGUAGGAUUGGCGUGGGUGCUGGGCUUUGACAGCUGGGAUGUCGCUUCGUACCUGUUCUUAACCCACCUCCCUACCUACUCGCUGCUCUGGUUCUUCUACAAGGUGCGGCCCACCUCGGUCCUCGCCUCGUAUGCGAUUACAAUCCUCUCGACCGUGAUUCCAUUUGCAUUUUUGCGCCGAUCCGCAUCGGUCCACGAUUUGUCUCAUACUCCCUCCGACGCGAUCGUGAACCGCGGGAUUCUGCAAGACCGGCUGACCACCAUCUAUACUUCUCUGGCCGCGACCUCGAUUUAUAGCGUCAUUUUGUACGCAAGCUAUGCGUCGUGGCUUCCUGCGCAGCUUGUCGUGCAUUUCGAGAGCAUUCCCGAUAUUAGCGCUGCCCACGCCGGCCCUGCCGGCCUGCCAGCUCUCUUUCUGUCUCUAGUCCCGGCUGGUUAUGCGGUACGUGAUUUCUUAUUCGUGAGCUCCACUGGUCGCUCUACGGCAAAGGAAGCAAAGCAACCUGCGAGUCGAGAGGGAGAAUACUUAAUUGUUGCUAUCUAUCGCAAGACGUGGUGCCAGCUAUCGAUGAAGACCAGAAUUCUCGUGUCGCGUACUCUCAUCCUAGCCACCGCAGUGCUGCUCAACACAACGGUGCAGGUAGCGGGUACUAUUCAGAGCGUGUCUGUCGAGGGUGCAUCCACCUGGGGCGCCAUCUGGGCUGUCGCAACCCUGGCGACCGGCGCUACCUUUGGUUGGAUCGAGGCUGUGGACGGUGUAUAA